This is a messenger RNA of Vigna umbellata (rice bean), 841 nucleotides long. RefSeq lists its product as uncharacterized. Lineage: Eukaryota; Viridiplantae; Streptophyta; Magnoliopsida; Fabales; Fabaceae. The record is from RefSeq and is a predicted model, not a curated record.
GCAGCAGUUUUUCUCUACCUCCUCUGAUAGAGAAGAACAACUGCUCUUACACAUUAAGAAUCUUCCUACGCAAGAACAAAUAAUACAUUAAAAUCCCCAAAAAAAUACCCAAAAAUGGCUCGUCAACUUGUUGUUCUUGCUCUUGUUUUUGUUGCCGUAAGUGGCAUUGCCAUGGCUGAAGAGGCUCCAUCUGCAUCUCCAGAAUCAUCUCCAUCACCAACAUCAUCUCCAAAAUCAUCAUCUCAUUCACCAAAAUCAUCUCCAUCACCAACAUCAUCUUCAUCGUCACCAUCUUCAUCACCAAAGUCAUCUCCAUCACCAAAAUCAUCUUCAUCACCAGCAUCGUCUCCAUCUCCAAAAUCAUCUCCAUCACCAAAAUCAUCUCCUGCCCCAUCAACCGAGUCUCCUCUCUCAUCUCCUCCUUCACCUUCUCCAUCAUCCGAUGACACUAAAGUCGCAACCCCACCAGCUCCCGGCAGCAACCCCAUCGAGCUCUAUGCACCUGAACCCGCACCCUUUGACGCCUUCUCGCCCGAGGCCGACCCCGCCGACAUUGCCAACGGUGCCGCUUCUCGUCAAAUCUCUGCUGCCCUCGUUGCCACCGUUGCUGCUGCUGGCUUCUUUGCCUUCUAAGCUACUUUCUUAGUUGGCGUUGCACUUUAUAACUUGGGACAAUGUGUUGGGCAUGGUUCUAUAUCUUGAUUCAUUAGGUUAUGUUCAAUCAUUGGAUUAGUGCAGAUGGUUUGUUCUCAAGAACAUCAAAGUUUUAUUUACGCCUUCAAUGUCACUUCUAUGAACAAUUUUCUCUAAUCUAAAUGUUUCAAAAAUUUUCCUUUGUCUU